Molecule: messenger RNA, 7511 nt
Organism: Varanus komodoensis (Komodo dragon)
Lineage: Eukaryota; Metazoa; Chordata; Lepidosauria; Squamata; Varanidae
Gene: SOCS7
Product: suppressor of cytokine signaling 7
Exons: 10
Coding region: 1-1983 (660 amino acids)
Biological process (GO): intracellular signal transduction; phosphatidylinositol phosphate biosynthetic process
Cellular component (GO): phosphatidylinositol 3-kinase complex
Molecular function (GO): 1-phosphatidylinositol-3-kinase regulator activity
Source: RefSeq, a predicted model, not a curated record
AUGCAGCGGGCCGGAGCAGCAGCAGCAGAACCUGGAGGAGGCGGAGGCGGCGGCGAGGCAGUUGCAGCCGCAGCGGCCUCAUACCGGGUGUUGAGCCGCUUACUGGGCUAUGGUGGGGCUGAAUCAGCCGCAGCCGGGUUGGCACUUGGAGGAGCCGUCGGAGAAACUGCUGUUACUGUUACAGCUGCUGAUCGAGGAAGGGCAGGCGGGCUGCGGGGCUCGCAGCUUUUGGUUUUUCGCCCUGGCGAAGCUGGAGAGCCGUCGGGGGUUUCCUCGGCCGCUUGUCUGCCGCCGCCUCCGCCUCCUCAACAGCCAUCCGAGCUACUGUGCGCAAGGCACCGGUGCGCUUUCUUGGACGCACCGAAAGGCGAACCUGGAGGGGGACGAUGCUGGAACGGAGCUGCUGGAGGCCUUCUUUUUCCUCCGGGGGCCGGCCUGGAGUUACAACUGGCCGCUUUGGGGUUACAUCAGGCCCCUGCGACGGUCCCAGGAGGGCCGGGCAAGCCUCCCGCCGAUUGUCCCUGCAUGAGCCUCCUGCCUCCGCCGCCCCUAGCUCCGCCGCCCUCUUUGCCCUUGUUGCCCCCGGGGGAGGAGACUAGUGACGCUCUCCUGGUAUUGGAAGCUCUUGGCCCCGAAGAGGAUGAAGAGGAGGAGGUGGCAGCUACAGGGCAAGCAGAAUCCUCCAAUUCAGCGGGUAUGGGGGGCAGUCGUGUUCAACUCCCCCGGGCAGCAGUCCCGGCUUCUGCUCCCGCUCCGGCAGGCCCGGUGCCCGCCGUCUCAACCAACCGCUGUAGCUCAUCCGCCCCCUCCAGGAAAGGCUCCUUGAAGGUUCGCCUGAGCCGCCUUUUCCGCACCAAAAGCUGCAGUGGACCGUCCUGCAAUCCCGCAGCCCCCACUGGUGCACGUCGAGGGGCCGGGGAGAGGGAGCUGCUGCAAGCCACUGCCACUCCAGCCACCUCAGGCACGGCAGGCAGCCUUCCGGAUGUGUCCCAGCCUGGGUAUCGGGAACAAGACACGGGCAGAAAACCAAGAUUGAUGCGAACACAAAGUGCCUUUUCUCCAGUUGCUUUUGGUCCCCUCUUCACAGGUGAGACAGUGUCACUGGUGGAUGUGGAUAUCUCUCAGCGUGGUUUAACGUCCCCGCACCCCCCGACGCCCCCACCUCCGCCACGGCGAAGCCUCAGCCUUCUGGACGAUAUCAGUGGGACACUGCCUACAUCUGUCUUAGUGGGUCCGAUGGGGUCUUCGUCCCUCCAGUCUUUUCCUCUGCCUCCGCCGCCUCCACCGCACGCCCCUGAUGCAUUUCCCAGGAUCAUCCCAAUCAGAGCUCCAGAAGCAGUACACAGCCAACCUGCACAGCACCUUCAGUGCCCCCUCUAUCGGCCUGACUCAAGCAGUUUUGCAGCUAGCUUGCGGGAGCUAGAAAAAUGUGGUUGGUACUGGGGACCUAUGAACUGGGAAGAUGCUGAAAUGAAGCUGAAAGGAAAACCAGAUGGGUCCUUCCUGGUUCGUGAUAGUUCUGAUCCUCGGUAUAUCCUGAGCCUCAGUUUUCGGUCACAGGGUAUUACCCAUCACACUAGAAUGGAGCAUUACAGAGGAACCUUUAGUCUUUGGUGUCAUCCCAAGUUUGAGGACCGCUGCCAGUCUGUGGUAGAAUUCAUCAAGCGUGCCAUCAUGCACUCUAAAAAUGGAAAGUUCCUUUAUUUCUUAAGAUCCAGGGUCCCAGGUCUCCCUCCAACACCUGUCCAGCUCCUCUAUCCAGUCUCUCGGUUCAGCAACGUUAAAUCGCUGCAGCACCUCUGCCGCUUCCGGAUAAGGCAACUGGUCCGCAUCGAUCACAUUCCAGAACUGCCACUUCCCAAGCCUCUGAUCUCGUAUAUCCGCAAGUUCUACUACUAUGACCCCCAGGAGGAGGUGUAUCUCUCACUGAAGGAGGCUCAGCUUGUUUCCAAACAGAAGCAAGAGGCAGAGUCUUCAACGUAGUGAGGGACCCCCACCACAUCCCUGCCCUGCUGCUGUCCUCAAUGAAAUUUGGUCACCAGUAACCUGUAGCUAUGGAAGCUGCACUGGAGAAGAUGCCUGGCAUUUGCUCUGUCUGUCUCCAGGCCUCCAGAGAAGGUCCAGGGCUCAAUAAGAAGCACAGCUGUGCAUGGAAAUGGGAGCCUUGACCCCAUCUGGUUCCAUAAGGAGGUCGGAAUUCACUGAAACUGGACUACAAGCUCCUGGAAGGAUGGAGAAUGUUAUUUUUCUUGUUAAAUUUCUAUUUUUUGUGCCCCCCCCCUCUUCUGGCAUGGGAAAUUGUGAGCCAAUUUUACAUUUUGUUUACCUGUUGCCAUUUUUGGGAUGGGUGGAUGGGGGGGGUGCAUAUCAGUUUUUGAGACUUAAUGAGCAAAACUGCAUUUUCCAUCUAUUCUGGUUGGAUGCUGCUUUCAUAAGUAAGGCCUAAACUCAAGCUGCAUUCAACUGUAUAAGACUGUUGCACUGGGGAGGGGAAGAGCCAGUGGGGUGGGGGGAGGUCAGAAAAUGCGAAUUGUGGCUUCCUCAUGAUUAAGGAGAGCUUGCUGGAGGAGUGUGUGCACGUGUGCAAGUAUUGAAAGCUGGUCAAGCAGUGGGAAAUUAGCCAGAUUGGAAAAAAUAUGCUGUUGCCUUUGAGUGCAAAUGGGACAUGGCAGUGGAACAGCUCCACAAUGCUACCCAGGCUGUUAGCAUUUGGAAUCAUGGAUGGAUCUCUCUUGCCUUUCCUCCCACCACCACUGAUGCUGGACCUCAUCCAUGGGCUGGCUGUUGUAACAGUGUCAGUAAUCCUAUCAGGCAGAGGUAAAUGCACACUGGACAUCUGAUGCCAUAUGUGAUUGCAAAUGGGCCUUUCAGCCCAUUAACAGCUCCUGACAACUUGCAAACCCAGAUGACCUUCUGGACAAGAAGAGUGAAGGCUUGGCAGGUGAAAGGUGAUGCCUCUUGGACCAUGUAAUGUGAGGAAGCAUGUAUUUUGAAGCACCUUAGCCCCGUCCUGGUGUAUGAGGGGGAAAGAAUGAGCAAAGGUUUGGAGUAGUCAUUCAUGAUCUCCUACUGUUCUCUUCCCCAGCCUUCCCCCCCACCCCCAAAAACACCUGUAAGAUAGAGAAACUAUCUUCCAGCCUUAUUGGGACAUCUGUUCAAUACUUCAACAAAGUAAUAUUGUGUACUAUUGUUCACUGCAACAGCAAGAUUAGGAUUUUGUAAUAGAAAAAAACAAACCAACCCACAACUAUUUAGAAGUGAUUGUGGCAUCUAAGAGGUAACUCUCCCUUUUUGUGUGUGCUAAAGCCUCUUCCAUCCCUUGCUGGAGGUACGUGACAUACGUUUGUUUGUGAUACUUUUUUGAAAACUGUGAGAUCUUAACUUAUUAUUUAAUUUAUUAUAAUUGCUGUUGUUUGUUAAGCUUGUUCCAUAUUAUGUGAUCAAUCUUACUCUGCUGCAUCUUUUAUUUCCAUUUUGUAUACUAGAUACAGCAAACUGAGGUUUUAUAGUCAAUGAGACACUAUUUGAAAAUUUUCUUAAGAAAUAAGAGGAUAAGCAGAAGGUCAUCUUCUAAAGUUAAGUCUUGAAAAAACUUGAUUGCAUCUUUUUUUAAUGAGCAGCUCUAAGCUAGGCCUCUGUUUCUCCCAUUAUUGCUUCAUGAUUUCAACAUGUAUAACACUUGCUCUCAAAUCUCUUUUGUCCUUGUUUUGUUCCAAAACACAUUUCUGAAUUGACUUCAUAUUUACUGUCACAUCAUCCAUCUGUGCUUCACUCUACGCAAAAGAUUCUCUUCUGUUGCCCAUCUUUGUAUGUUUUUUCCUGUUUAUGAAAUAAGUGACUUGAAAAUGCACUGAUCUACUGAAAUCGAACCCUUCCCUGAUGGUCUGUCAUCUCGCAACAGUUCUCACAGCAGCUGAGAUGCUUGUGUUAGACAUGAGCCAGUGAAGGCGUUGGGUGUGUCCAAUGGUAGCGGUGAUAUUAGGGAAAACGGUGUCCUUGAAACUUUUCUGACACACUGGAAAUCAAGUCGCAGCCCUCUGCUGCAAUUCAUGAGGCUUUGGUGGCACCGAAGUUGCGCAUCAAAGUAGCAGCAAAGAAAGCAUUACUGAAAGGACUUGCAAACUUAAAUCUGAAGAAGUUCUUGAACAAGCGAUUAUUCUCCUGGGUGUGCAUUUUUAAAUUUAACAAUCCACUUGGAAGAACAAUCUGUUUUACCCCAAUUAGCAUGGUUUAGAGCUUGUGUGUGGUUGUAAGGGAGAAUUUAAAGACACUGGAAUUUAGUUAAGAAUGACAAGAUUCAAGGGGGAUAAAGGGGAUUCAAGAUUUUGCUCUUGUCUGGACAAGAAAUCUGUUGGAGGCUCUUUGGUGAACAGUUUCAAGGGCCUUGGAUUGUGUAUACCUUGUUCUUAACCUCAUCUCAUCAUAUUCACCUUCUUUACCUCACGUAAAAUGGCAAGCUUUCAAAUAUGUUGUGGACUGGGAGAUUUAUUUAUUUCCCUUUCUUUGUGCUUGGUUCGAAUAAGAGGUGAGACCAAAAGUCCCACAAAGCUAAGGCCUGCACUUUGCAGCAGUGGUGGGGAAAUACUUCUAAAAUCUGGUUCAAACACGCACAAACCUUACCCCAGUGAUGGGCACUGAGUGUCUGCUAUUGGUCGAUCAUUUUGUUGAACUGAACACCUUUAGAGCUCCCUUGCCUGACUACCACGUAGCAAAGGCUGAUCAUGUGUAAAUAAUGUAAAGAAAGUCCCUUGGCUUUCUUGGCUGCUGUUGUGUCCACAUUAGGUCUGUUACAAUGGCUUUCCUGUUAAAGGAACUUCUUUAUUUUUGUUUGUUAAUUCCUCCCUUGUGGGGCUGUUCAAUGAGUUCUCUUUUUGAAAUGUGUGAAUGGUUGUGGAUGAGUGUUACACAACAAGAAUUAAAUUCUGCACUCUUUUCCCCCCUCUGCCUCUGGCUGAACCGUUGCUUUGACAUUUCCUGAUGAGGCAUCUGUUACUCUUUGUAGUAAUAGCUAGGGAUCAGUGAGACCAGUGGUUAACCCAGAAUAAGCUGAUGCUUUUUGAAAUCCCUUUAGAAUCAACUGCCCAUUUUCUUUUUGUAGUUCUUAAUUUUAUUUUCAUUUAUUUUAUGCAGGCUAGGUUUGGGAGCUUCCCAACAAAUUGUUUCCAAAUAGACCUUAAACACCCAAGGAAUCCCUUACUUCCACAAGGGAUGCUCUUCUUCCCUGCAAUAUUCUGGAAUAGGAAGUAAGUUGUAAAUAUUUUGUUCUGCUUCUGGACAGUAAUUUCUCUCAAUCUGAUUAGAAUUUGGCAAGGGUAGGAGCCUAGUUAGCUUUAACUGUGAGAGCAAGAGCAUGCCUAUAAGGAUCUGAUGUAAGCCUUUGCUAGGAUGAAAAAUGGAUAAGGAGGGAUUUGCUCUUGAGUGAGCAGCUUUUGAAUCCUGUUCCAAAAUACAGAAAUUUUCUCAUUUGAGCUUUCAGAACCAUAGCAGCAAACUUUUUGUUUUCUGGAGUCAAAUGUCGAACCUCUUUUUUAUGAGGUGGGGUACAGAUGCAGCUUGUAAUGGCCUUGCUCUUAAUUGCUUUGGGAUUUUUUUCUAACUUAGGUGCUAACUUGAGGCUAAAAUGAGCAGGCAAUGUUUCACAAUUCAGUGCAUUUUUAAAAGAUGCUCAAAGGUGGAUUUUGGAUAUUAGCCCUCAGCCAAAUCUUGCAGAUCAUUGUGAUGCUCCCUUCUAUUCUGCCCAGACCCUUGAUAUCUCUCAAGAACAGCAAGAAACCAUGUGCACUGCAGAAUUAAUUAUUUAUAUUAACUGCCUAAAAGAGCUAGGUACUGUAAUAAAGUUCCUCGGAAGAGCACUUGAUGGGAGGAUUCCAUGCUUUUUUGAAAAGGGGACGUCCCCUGUGGGAUGUCCAAAUGCAAUGGGUUAAAAAAACAUAUCCAUAGGAAUUAUGGAAUAUCUAAAUGGCAUAAAUACUUAUCUGGCCAUGAGAACGAGUCACAGAAAACUAAGAUGACUUUUUAAAAAAUCAGUUAUGUAAGAGUUUCACAGUUACCUGCAUCAUGCACAGUGAAAAUAUGCAGAUGGCAUCACCUUUUGGUCUUGCUAGACUGGUUCUUAAUUGUCUCUCAGCUACCUCCAACUAUAAUAUGUUUGGGAGUGGAGGGUUCCCAGAAUCCCUUUACUUAAGGGGAUUCAAGUUCUGAUCCAGUAAGGAUAGCUGGAUCACUGAAUACAUACUGGGGUUUCAAGCUGUUUGCAUUUUUUCCAAACUUCGGAUUCAUGCUGCUUCACUUAUUCCCAACUCUGGCAACUGCCCCAUCCCCCCCUCGCUCUGCAAGCUGCGCACAGCCCUUUAGCUAUGUAUUCUGUGAACUGCUGUUACUUGACAAGGCUUGGGAAUCCCUAUGUUAGUGCAGUAGACCCAGGAAGAUGAUAAAACCUGCAAGCUGUAAAUGCCUUGGCUUUUACUACAAGACUUGACCAAUUAGCUUUGUUUAGCUUGUUACAUUGACAGGAAACAAAUCCUUCAUAAGUUUAUGGAGUAAUGAAUCUGACCAUGUCAGAGCAAAUGUAAUCUGAUCUAGGCAAUUUCACUUCUUUAAAGUACUACAAGAGCUCUUUCAGAGAUCUACCUAUUUGAUGAAAUAACACUUAAGUUGAUUUUUUUUACUUAAAAAAUGGUUCCAAAACUAACACACAUACAAAAAUGCACAUUUUAUUGAUAGAGUGUAGAUCAAUUAUUGGGAACUUGUUACAGCUUUUCCAGGGAUGCAUGUGCUACAAAACUGACAACUCCAUUUGAUUAGAGAAAGUGGGUGAGAGACAAAACAUUGGAUGUGCAUAUGCCUCAGUGAAAGCUAGUAUAUGUAGGCAGCUUCAGAUUUCUGUGUGACUCAAAAGCCUGCACAUUCUUCCAAGUGUUUUUCGUAAGAUACAGCAUUAGAAGGUGGGGUUUCAGGCUUAUUUUGCUGGGUGUGUGCUGUGUGAGAGAGAAAGUGAGUUUAAAUUAUUAAAUCAGCUGCUGUAAUUUAUUUUUAAACAAUAUAAAAUGUAAACAGAGCAAAAUUCAGACUUUCAGGUCAUUAGUUUUCUUUCUGGAGGUGGAGGAGGAAUGAAAAUAUGUUUUAUAUGAAGAUAAAUGCACUUUGAGUGUGUUUAGGCAUUUUGUGGAAGGGAUCAGGCUAUUUUAUGGACUGGAUUCUGUAUGGCCUUGUCUGUAUAUAUUGUAUCAAUAGGCACGUUUUUGGUUUCUCAUUUGGAAGCAUUUGUAACUACUGCAGGUUUCUGUCUGGAAAAUGGAUGUACUGAACAAUUUUGCCUCAACAUUGGGGUGGAAGGCGCUUUUUUCCCCCUUUCCCUUUUUGGGUAAAUUUGUCAACUACGGAAGAGAACUUUGCCUCUCUCUCCUGUUUGUAUCUCAUUUCUAUUGUGGGUUGUUUUUUUGUUCUUUUGGCCUAUGGGUGGAUGUUUCACAGGGUUGGUGGGGGGUUUGAAAUAAAAUACUUAAAUGGUC